AUGGAGACCAACUACCAACUACUACCACUACCAACAACUACCACUACCAACUACUACCACUACCAACUACUACCACUACCAACUACUACCACUACCAACAACUACCACUACCAACUACUACCACUACCAACUACUACCACUACCAACUACUACCACUACCAACAACUACCACUACCAACUACUACCACUACCAACUACUACCACUACCAACUACCAACUACCAACUACUACCACUACCAACAACUACCAACUACUACCACUACCAACUACUACCACUACCAACAACUACCACUACCAACUACUACCACUACCAACUACUACCACUACCAACUACUACCACUACCAACAACUACCACUACCAACUACUACCACUACCAACUACUACCACUACCAACUACUACCACUACCAACUACUACCACUACCAACAACUACCUAGUUAG
This is a messenger RNA of Lottia gigantea (owl limpet), 441 nucleotides long. RefSeq lists its product as hypothetical. The record is from RefSeq and is a predicted model, not a curated record. The transcript has a single exon. Bases 1 to 441 code for a protein of 146 amino acids. NCBI's taxonomy places the organism in Eukaryota, Metazoa, Mollusca, Gastropoda, Lottiidae.